AUGCUUCCGACAAACAUUUCAAUAUUAUCGGAUGAUCUUAUAGGCGGACCAAUACCUCCUGGUUCCACGUUGGACGUAUUCAUUCGUACUCAAUUGGUCAUGCGAGGUGGUACGAUCGAUGCUGGACGUGCACUAACAAAGCUUCCACUAAUCGAACCAAUCGUAUUAGUUGAUGAGUUUGAUACGUGGUAUUUCGAUCAUCUACACGGCCUCUUUGAAUUGAAUCUGGUACCCCAGCAACAAUUUUUUCCACGCAAGUGGAAAUUGGCUCCAAACGUAGAAUUGUAUUAUUUAUUUGAAUGGUUAAAUGAUAGUAUGAGUACCGAUCAAGAGAGUGCACAAACAGCAAAAAAUGUCGAUCGACCGAGUACUGUAUCAUUAGAACGAUUUGUUGAAGAUGUUUGUGAAAAAGAAAAUAAUGGUAUGGCUGAAGAAUGGAUCAAAGCUUUGAGGACCGAUCAUCUUUUCAGUUACGAUCAUCUUGUCAAUUUGAAAUAUUCAGAAUGGGAUCAAUUGAAACAGUUACCACUGAAUGGAAGAAAAAUUUUAAAAUCGUAUGUGGAUCGAGAAAAACAAAUGGCUACCGAUACUAAAGGAGGUACCAAGGACAAAAAAUCCGAUUCAAACAACGACAUUCGUAAACAAUUUUUGGAAGUUGGAGUACGACCUCCGGCUAAAUUAAAUGCUGAAUGCGUUCAAUUAUCAUUCGAUGAGAUGCGUCGUGAAGGUUUUGCUGAUGAUGGUCUUUUUGAUCAAAUGAAAUUGUUUUUUCUACCAUUAACCAUGGUUGAAGAAGAUUUGGCCGUCAAUGAGACACGUUGGAAGACAAUAUCAACGCGUACUGGUAAAUCGGAUAUCAUGAGCAAAUUAUCAAUACGGAUGGGCAUUAACAUGGUUGCACCUCCACUUGCUGCCGGUGAGCUCAAUCGACCGUUGGUCGGUGAGUCAGAACGUAUUAUUUCCGAUAUUUGUAUGCGUUGCCAUCGAAUACCAUAUCUUAUGUGUUGUGUAUCGAUCGAUGAAAUUGAUUCACUUGCACCCAAACGUAAAGAUGACACGAGCGAUGGAAAUGUGGCUAAACUGAGCGUUCUAUUAUCAGUAAUUGAUGGGAUUAAAGAUGUACCAAAUUUAAUGAUAUUUUGUGCUACCAAUCGUUUACACAUGAUGGAUGAUGCAUUUCUACGGCGUAUGUCUGGCAAAUUCUUCGUCGGACGACCUUCAUCUCAUGCUCGAAAGAGUAUUUUGAGUGGAAUAAAAUCUUGGCAUAUGCCACCGAAUUUACUCGAUAGUUUGACAAUGGCCACUACUAAUUUUAGUGGAGCAGCACUUCGGUAA
This is a messenger RNA of Rotaria sp. Silwood1, 1335 nucleotides long. The record is from the annotation of a GenBank genome assembly. Lineage: Eukaryota; Metazoa; Rotifera; Eurotatoria; Philodinida; Philodinidae.